Molecule: messenger RNA, 765 nt
Organism: Sphaeroforma arctica JP610
Lineage: Eukaryota; Ichthyosporea; Ichthyophonida
Exons: 1
Coding region: 1-765 (254 amino acids)
Source: RefSeq, a predicted model, not a curated record
AUGACAAAAGGGAAGAAUAGGGCAGCGAAUGUAGUUAAGGCUGCAAACGCGAAAGAAUUUGCUGUAGGCGAAGCGAAGCAGAAAACGCCCCCGGCACCACCAGAAGCUGCUGAGGCAACUGAGGUCACGCCAACACAAGUAGCACCAACUCUAUCAAACUGGGAACGUAAGAAGUCGGCUGAUUCGGGUGUAGGCUCUUCAGUUGGGAGCGUGACAUCUGAGCCGCUGAAGCCACCAGCAAAGAAGUCAAGGUCCAGAAAGGGAAGGUUGAGCUCGGAAAAUUCAACUUCAGAGAAAGUACGACAUGCACUGGAAUCAGAUGUAUCAUCUCCACCAGUAGACACGCGCACCUAUCAUACCUAUCAUAUGUUAUCCCGAGAUAUGAGAACUUUCUUGAAAAACUACCAACCAAUGGUACAUGAACUGAGACCCACUAAGCAGCGGAAGAAAAAGCAAGCCGCAGCGAAGGAUCAAGGUCAUGGUGAAUCAGGAGAAAAUUACUCGGAGGAUGUGCCAAUAGCACACAAACUGUUGGAUCAGCCCCAAAUCAACGUAACGGAGGAACAACUGCGUUUCGUGGAUAUUGGUCCGGAUGAUGUUGACCAUACACUUCACCGUCAGGACGACGAUUCGGACACCAGGCUGGAUUCACAAUUCUUGCGUUUACCCAAACACCACUCCGACCGGCUUGGCGACAGAACUUUGAUCUGGGCCAUCCAUACCAGACUCAGAUUGAUAUCCAGGAGGAGGGUCAACGAGAGCUGA